AUGGAUAGGCAGACACUGUACUUCCCACCUCCAGGACUCAAGUCCCUCCUUCAGCGUGUAGACACUGUACUUUCAACCUCCAGGACUCAAGUUCCUCUUGCCGAGUUCCCUGAAUCACCCACCUGUGUACCGUCUCUCCCACAGUUCUGGUCGGUGUACGUACCAUGCGAGGCGCAGUACCUCAACACGGUACAGCUACUGUUGGAACAGAUCGACGUGGUGAAGCGGCUCAUCUCUGCUAGCCCAGGAGAUACCACCCUGGUGCACUCUUCAGCAGAUAUUGCUUACGUGUUAACUUUCCCAUCACAGUGCCAUUUUUCAGUUACUGACAAUGACUUGUGUUGUCUCCACAGGGCGGAGUGUUCUGAGCCUGGAUCCCACCCUCCCAACACCCGCGGCCUCACACCCUACGGCAAGGAGAUGAUCUGGGAGAUGAACAGAGUGGGGAUGCUUGUGGACCUGUCUCACGCCUCGAGCAAGACAGCGAGAGACGUACUGUCCACCUCUCGCGCCCCUGUCAUUUUCUCACACUCUGCCACUCGCGCCCUCUGUCACAUAGACAGGAACCUACCAGACGACAUUCUCAGUUCCCUGGCUCUCAAUGGAGGAUUAGUAAUGGUGAGCUUCUACACAGACUUCAUCAGUUGCAGUGAGACAGCCACCAUACAGGACGUUGUAGGUCACAUCAACCAGGUGCGUACCAUGGCAGGUGUCGACCACGUGGGUAUCGGCGCUGGCUUCGACGGCAUCAAUAAGACGCCUGAAGGACUGGAGGACGUGUCGAGGUAUCCUGAACUUUUCGCUGAGCUGCUGAAGGACCCGACCUGGUCCCUACAAGAUCUGAAGAAAUUGGCUGGACUCAACCUGCUGCGGGUCUUCAGGAGGGUCGAACAGGUGCGCGAGGAACUGGCUGGGGAGAAACCAUCUGAAGAAAUUAUACCCAUUCACGACAUUGAUGCUCGCUGGCCUUGUAGAUACAAAUUUGCCAGCCUUGACGAUGCCCGCACCUGACCUCCCACGCCCACGCCUGCGCCCACGCCCGCACCUACAUUCACUGCAUUUCCUACGCUCGCAUCUCGACGUCUGAUCUAAGGCGGCCAUACUUUUCUGGAGCUCAUAUGAAUCCUGAUCUGCGUUCUAAUAACGUGGUAAUACUGUCUGGACCUUGGCAGUGUAUGAACUGCAGGAAGUGGCGGUGUAUUGUAUGGGGAAGUGGCAGACACUGUCUGCGCUGGGGAGAAAUGGAAGACAAUGAGAAUUUUUUUCAUUUAUAUUUCACUACUUAAGGAUAAACCACAGUGUAUAUAUAUUUUUGACUUGUACACGAUUUUUUUUCUUCCUGGGAUACAACUAUGUUCAGUAGUGCCACAAUCACCUGAAUGACUACAAUAAUGACACAAUAGUGACAGAAUGAGGCAGUGGACACGUGCGACAUCUGGUUGUCCUUAUUCGGAGAUGUCUCGCCCACCAGUGGCUUUAUCAUCAGUUCCAUACUGAGAUGAUGUGUGUAGAGAGUGGAAGGUGAGGUAAUCAGUCCUAAUGCUUGGAAUCCUGUAUUGAACGCCUUAGCCUGGGCAUGAAGAUGGUCUCUCAUAUACUGGAGUCAAGCGAGGUGCAGUAGUUGGAGACACGUCACUGGUGGGCGGGGGUCUACCACUGGAAAGUAGCACAUACCAGUGAGUUGGGGGCCAGAGGUUAGCAAAUAAGUUGCAGGAAACAGUCUCUGUGGCAAGCCUGCAGAGAUGCUGUGGUGUCAGACAUCUCUGUUUUGAAGUGAUAUACUCACUGGUUAGAGGUGACUAACUCAUCACAACCACACCAUGUACAGACAAGUGCUACAGCCACACCAUGUACAGAAAAGCGCUACAGUCACACCAUGUACAGAAAAGCGCUACAGCCACACCAUGUACAGACAAGUGCUACAGCCACAUCAUGUACAGACAAGUGCUACAGCCACACCAUGUACAAAAAAGUGCUACAAUCACACCAUGUACAGACAAGUGCUAUAACCACACCAUGUGUAGACAAGUGCUACAGCCACACCAUGUGCAGACAAGUGCUACAGCCAUGCCAUGUACAGACAAGUGCUACAGCCACACCAUGUACAGACAAGUGCUAUAACCACACCAUGUACAGACAAGUGCUACAGCCACACCACGUACUGACAUGUGCUACAACCACACCUUGUACAGGCAAGUGCUACAGCCACACCAUGUGCAGACAAGUGCUACAACCACACCAUGUGCAGACAAAUGCUGCACAGAGGCCUCCCCCAUUCUCAUUUAUUUCUAGUUAGUGGGUAAGAUGUGCCUCUAGCUGGAGCGUUGACUCAACACCCCAGAGCAGCGCCACAGAAUAUCAUAACACCAUAGCACAUCACCAUAACACCGCAGCACAUCACCAUAACACCACAGCACAUCAUAACACCACAGCACAUAACCAUAACACCACAACACAUCACCAUAACACCACAGCACAUCACCAUAACACCACAGCACAUCACCAUGACACCACAGCACAUCACGAUAGCACCACUGCACAUCACCGCAACACCACAGCACAUCACCAUAACACCACAGAGCAUCACCAUAACACCACUGCACAUCACCAUAGCAGCACAUCACCAUAAAACCAAAGCACAUCACCAUAACACCACAGCACGUCACCAUAAAGCCACAGUACAUCACGAUAACACCACAGCACAUCAUAACACCACAGCACAUCACAUUAACACCACAGCACAUCACCAUAACACUACAGCACAUCAUAAACACCACAGCACAUCACCGUAACACAAUAGCACAUCACCAUAACACCACAGCACAUCACCAUAACACCACAGCACACCACCAUAACACCACAGCACAUCACCAUAACACCACAGCACAUCACCAUAACACAAUAGUGAAUCAUAACAUCACAGCAUAUCACCAUAACACCACCACAUAACCAUAACACCACAGCACAUCACCAUAACACCACAGCACAUCACCAUAACACCACAGCACAUCAUAACACCACAGCACAUCACCAAAACACCACAGUACAUCAGCAUAACACCACAGCACAUCACCAUAACACCGCAGCACAUCACGAUAGCACCAUUGCACAUCACCACAACACAGCACAUCACCAUAACACCACUGCACAUCACCAUAACACCACAACACAUCAUAAAACCAGAGCACACCACCAUAGCACCUCUCCACAUCACCAUAUUACCACAGCACAUCACCACAACGCAUCACCAUAACACCAUAACACAUCACCACAACACUACAGCACAUCCCACAAUACCACAACACAUUACCAUAACAGCACUGUACAUCACCACAACGCCAUUAGCGCAUCACCAUAACACCACAGCACAUCACCACAACACAGCACAUCAACACAACACCACAGCACAUCACCAUAACACCACUGCACAUCACAAUACUACAGCACAUCACAAUAACACCACUGCACAUCACAACACAUCACCAUAGCACCGCUGCACAUCACAACACCACUGUACAUCUCCAUAACACCACUACACAUCACAGUACUAUAGCACAUUACCAUAACACCAACGCACAUCACAAUACUACAGCACAUCACCAUAACACCACUGCAUCACUACAGCACAUCACAGUAGCAACCACAUCACCAUAACACCACAGCAUCACAGUAGCAAGCACAUCACCAUAACACCACUGCAUCACCACAGCACAUCACAGUAGCAACCACAUCCCAUAACACCACAGCAUCACAGUAGCAAGCACAUCACCAUAAACACCACUGCAUCACCACAGCACAUCACAGUACCAAGCACAUCACCAUAACGCCACUGCACAUCACAAAACUGCACAUCACAACAUCACUGUACAUCACCACAACAACACAGCACAUUACCACAGCAAUACAGCACAUCAUAAUACCACAGUACAUCACCAGAACACCACUGCACAUCACCACAACACUACAGCACAUCACCAUAACACCACACUACAUCACCAGAACACCACUGCACAUCACCACAACACUACAGCACAUCACCAUAACACCACACUACAUCACCAGAACACCGCUGCACAUCACCACAACACUACAGCACAUCACCAUAACACCACAGUACAUCACCAGAACACCGCUGCACAUCAUCACAACACUACAGCACAUCACCAUAACACCACACUACAUCACCAGAACACCGCUGCACAUCACCACAACACUACAGCACAUCACCAUAACACCACAGUACAUCACCAGAACACCGCUGCACAUCAUCACAACACAGUACAACACCAGAGAACAUCACAACACAUCAAAACACCACAGGACAUCACCACUGCACAUCACAACACCACGGCACAUCACCAUAACACCACAGCACAUCACCAAAAACACCACAGCACAUCACCAUAACACCACAGCACAUCACCACAACGCCACAACACAUCACCAUAACACCACAGCACAUCACCACAACGCCACAACACAUCACCAUAACACCACAGCACAUCACCACAACGCCACAAUACAUCACCAUAACACCACAGCACAUCAUCAUCAAGACUCACAAUGUAAGCACAUCACACAUCUCACAUCUCUGUCUGUUAACCACCGUUGUUUGUCUGUUAAUGUAUUUUA
Molecule: messenger RNA, 4632 nt
Organism: Cherax quadricarinatus
Lineage: Eukaryota; Metazoa; Arthropoda; Malacostraca; Decapoda; Parastacidae
Source: RefSeq, a predicted model, not a curated record